AAAAAAAAGGAAGUUGGAAAAGAUGGUAUUCUUUCAAGUUUUCAUCUCUUUGCUUCAUAUUUUCAUUUUCUGAUAGAAAAAAAAGGAAGUUGGAAAAGAUGGCAAAGUAUUCAACGGAGCAGGAAAUUGAGUGUGGUUUAAUAGGAGUUUUCCACUGGUGGAACAACUGGUCCCGAAAAUCAUCGGUGCCGGCAUUGCAGGGAAAGGGGAUGCAUAAGGUAUUAAAAGAGGCUGUCACUGAUAAGUCUAAAAGGAUUUCAAACAUUGAUGAUUCCAGGAGAAGACGUAGUUGCAGCACUGUGGAUUCAGACUCAGUACUCCAGGAUUCAUCCAACUUGGCUUUACCGAAACCGAGAAGGAAGUCCGACGUGUUUCCACCACGGAAUUCAAUCUCAAAUGCAGCUAGAAGCACCACAUCAUCAUCUGGUUCAACAUAUCACUCCAAGGAGCUUGCUAAGGUGAUAAUUAAAGAUGAACAACAAUCAAACAAUAACAAAGCUCUCAUUCGAGCAACUUCUAGUAAUGUAAUGCUAGCAAGCCAAUUAGGGAACCUGAGGCAGCUAGGAGCUGGGAGUGGCACAGGGAAGAAUGGUUCCAAUGCAACAAUUGAUGUUUUGGAUGAUUUCUAUCACAAGGCACAUUCCACACAAAAUCCACCAAGAAAAAACAACAUUGACAAACUUGCCAGCUCGGUCAUGGGAAAUAUUAUAAGGCAGCCUAGUGACGAAUUUAAACAGUUUCACGGUCCAACCACAAGAUUGGAUCCUGAAACACUGGAGAGCAAGGGGAAUGAGGCAUAUAAGCAGGGAAGGUUUGAAGAGGCAUUGGCUUUAUACGAACGAGCAAUUUCUCUCAAUUCUAAACAGGCAACGUAUCGGUGUAAUAAGAGUGCGGCCUUGUUAGGCUUAGGUCGUCUUAUGGAGGCUGUCGUCGAGUGCAAAGAAGCUAUCCAACUUGAUCCUACUUAUUGCAGAGCUCAUCGCCGUUUGGAAAAAAUUUAUCUCAGAUUGGGGAAACCAGAACAAGCAUUAUAUCAUUACAAAAAUGCUGGCAAUCAUGCAGAUUCUAAUGACAUAUCUGAAGCUCAGACUCUAAUUCAAUGCCUCAAAAGAUGCACCGAUGCACGAAAAUCACAUGAAUGGAACAGUUUAGUUAAUGAGACUCAAUGUGCUAUAACCUCAGUGGUCGACUACGCACCUGAGGUCUAUGCUCUACAAACAGAGGCCUUAUUGAAUCUCCAUAGGCAUCAAGAGGCUUAUACGUCAUCCAACAAAGGACCAGAAUUUGCCAUUGAAUCUUGUAUUAAUUUCUUUGACCUGGCCGUUUGUGCUUAUCUCUUAAUGAUCAAAGCACUUGUCUACAUGGUUUCGGGCAGGCUAGAUGAGGCUGUAUCAGCAGCACAGCAUGCGGCUAGACUGGAUCCAGGCAACAAGGAAAUAAGCUUAGUGGUAAUGAAAACUAAAGCGGUAUCAUCGACUCGAUUGAGUGGUAACUUGCUCUUCAAGGCAUCGAAAUUCGUAGAGGCUUGCAUCGUAUAUAGUGAAGGACUCGAAUACGAUCCAUACAACUCAGUUUUGCUAUGCAACAGAGCAGCUUGCCGAUCUAAGUUAGACCAAUUCCAGAAGGCUAUUGAAGAUUGCACAGCUGCUCUCAAUGUUCAACCUUCCUACAGGAAAGCAAGGCUAAGGAAAGCUGAUUGUAAUUCCAAGCUUGAAAGAUGGGAAAUGGCAAGCCAAGAUUAUGAGAUGUUGAUAAGGGAAACUCCAGGAGACGAGGAGGUUGUUCGGGAUUUAUUCGAGGCUAAUGUCCAACUCAAGAAGCAGCAAGGUCAAGACAUGGAGGACUUGAAGUUUGGGUCAAAUCUGGUUUUGGUCUCUAGCAACGAGCGUUUCAGGCACUUUGUAACCUCACCUGGGAUGAGUGUGGUGCUUUUCUGCAGCAAAGUAAAACACAAGCAAGUAGAGAAGAUUAUGGAGCAAGUGUGCAAGAGGUUCCCAUCUAUCUUCUUCAUCAAGGUGGAGAUAGAAGAUCAUCCUUACUUAGCUAAGUCAGAGGCUUUAAGCUCCAUUCCAGCAUUCAAAAUAUACAAGAAUGGAUCAAGAGUGAAAGAAGUUCCUGGAAAUAACCCUGAAUUGCUAGAAAGUUCAGUCAAAUUGUACAGCAGUUGAAGAUGGAAGUAGACAACAAGAUAGGGCAAGAACAAAGAGAAGAUAUGGAUGAAGAUUUGCCACCAUUUGUUUAUAAAGAAAGAGAGAGAAAUAAUUUUAAUGAUGGGCUAAAUCCUAAUCAUGUCUGCUAAAUUACUUUGUAGACAUUAAAUUCACACUUGUAGGGAAAGCUGAGUGAAAUCAGGGUGGCAACUUGUGAUUUAAAGACGCAUAGAGGAGAUUAUCU
Hibiscus syriacus is the source of this 2394-nucleotide messenger RNA. Its product is annotated as TPR repeat-containing thioredoxin TTL1-like. NCBI's taxonomy places the organism in Eukaryota, Viridiplantae, Streptophyta, Magnoliopsida, Malvales, Malvaceae. Gene Ontology annotation, molecular function: protein binding. The transcript has 7 exons. Bases 99 to 2168 code for a protein of 689 amino acids. Gene Ontology annotation, cellular component: cytoplasm. The record is from RefSeq and is a predicted model, not a curated record.